Molecule: messenger RNA, 1561 nt
Organism: Seriola dumerili (greater amberjack)
Lineage: Eukaryota; Metazoa; Chordata; Actinopteri; Carangiformes; Carangidae
Gene: cetn2
Product: caltractin-like
Exons: 5
Coding region: 236-811 (191 amino acids)
Biological process (GO): centriole replication; mitotic cell cycle; nucleotide-excision repair
Cellular component (GO): centriole; centrosome
Molecular function (GO): calcium ion binding
Source: RefSeq, a predicted model, not a curated record
UCCAUCGGGCAGCUGAACCUGUGCAUGCUGCUGUUAGCUAUAGACGUUUAUUUUCUCCACAUUUUGGCAGCUUUUCCCGCGAAAUACACAGCAGGUUUUGUUUAAUACGAGAUUAUCAUACAUUCAGUGUGGUUGAGCGGUAAAUGCGAGUGACUGAAUGUGAAGCAGAAACCGUUUGAUGAUCUCCUCCUCCCUAAAUGAUAGGGAGGCUUCCUAGCCCAGAGGAAAACAUUGAAUGCUGAAUAGAUCUGCGGUUCCUCUUUGUCAAUCAAGUACACGGCAACUGAUGGCGACCAGUGCCAAGAGACCAUCCCUGCAGGGUCCAGUGCCCCCUCCUCGCAAGAAGACAGCCCCCAAACCGGAGCUGACAGAGGAGCAGAAGCAGGAAAUUAGGGAGGCCUUUGAGCUGUUUGACACAGAUGGUUCAGGAUACAUUGAUGUCAAAGAGCUCAAGGUCGCGAUGAGAGCUCUGGGGUUCGAACCGAAGAAAGAGGAGAUCAAGAAGAUGACUGGUGAGGUGGAUAAGGAUGGCACGGGGAAGAUCUCCUUUGGCGACUUCCUUACUGUCAUGACACAGAAAAUGGCUGAGAAGGACUCCAAAGAGGAGAUCCUGAAAGCCUUCCGCCUGUUUGACGAUGACGAGACAGGCAAGAUCUCCUUCAAGAAUCUGAAGAGAGUAGCCAAAGAGCUUGGCGAGAACCUGACAGACGAAGAGCUGCAGGAAAUGAUAGAUGAAGCAGACAGGGAUGGAGACGGAGAAGUCAACCAGCAGGAGUUCCUGCGCAUUAUGAAGAAAACCUGCCUGUACUGAAGGAGGUGCAUGACAUAAGGGUCGGUGAUACAGUGUCGAGAGGACCAGUGGUGGUUUUUACAUGUGAUGCUGCUCAUAUAUCUAGUUCUAUCUCAGAAUUUCCCUUUCCUUAUUAUUACGUCGUGCCAUUUUCGCUUAAAAAGGUUUAACUGUCACAGACUUCAAUGAACGACUUGAACUAUUAAUCCAUCCUCCCUUGAUUUACAUGAUUAUCUACAUUACAUUUGCCAAAAACGAAGAGAACACUCUCUUUCUUGUUUGAAAUGCUGCAUACUUUGAUAAUAUUAACAAUAAUAUGUCCGUUAUUUUUUGUCAAGAGAUUCUCAGUGCCUGCCUCAAUACGGUAACAAACACAGUACAUUCCAAUGCUUUGACUGAAAACACAGUGUGUGCAUUAAGUUUCAUCCAUCUGUAGGAUGCUUGAUUUAUACGGCAACUCCGGUGUUUCAUCUUUUCUUGUUUGUAAUGUGAGCAGUUGGUUAAGCGCUGAUGACUGGGGGAGUGCUGUCUCACCUCAGUGCUACCUGUGGAUUUGUGCCUGUGCCUCUUAAAGGGGUGACCAUCACAAUCAGGGAAGCCGCCCGCCCUCUCUGACCCACACACCUUCCCCACAAGUCUCAUCCCCUUUCAAAUAUGCUUGAUUGUUGAUGUAUUUUUCUUGUAGCAUUGAGUAUUUAUCCUUCUGUUGUGUAUAUUUACUCUGUAUUCUUGAACGUUUUGUAUGAUAUAUAUGGUGAAUUAAUAAGUAGA